This is a messenger RNA of Geodia barretti, 2191 nucleotides long. The record is from the annotation of a GenBank genome assembly. NCBI's taxonomy places the organism in Eukaryota, Metazoa, Porifera, Demospongiae, Tetractinellida, Geodiidae.
CAGCAUUAUCUAGCCCAGAUCUUCCCUCUACGGCACGGAGUUGUUGUUUGUCGCAUGCGAAACUAUGUUAGCCGCCAGGCAUCUUCUACGCCUUUUACUCGGCGUAUUUGUGAUACCUUCGCUGGAAACUGACGACUGUCCACCAAUCACUCAGGGUAAAGGCUCACCCAUCUACCCUCAGGCAACAAGAGGAGAAAGUACCACGAUGUAUCGUGUGUUCCACACAGAGAGUGAUGUAAUGGAGCUGAAUAUCACCUGGACCAGGCUUCCAUCCCCCCUUGAUCACUCUAUCAGCAACUUCUCUAACCACACGGUGUUCUCAAACAGUUCACUGAACGCCUCUCUCACAAUGAGGGACCUAAAAGUCUAUCCCGACUACGGAAACUAUAAUGUCCGAGUGUGCAGCAACUGUACUUGUGCGAAUACUACGUUUAUCUUGUACCUAUUCAAUUGUGUGCCAGAAAACUUGCCUCAACCAGUUCAAAAGUAUCAGAGAACAGUCAUUGCUGAAACUGCACUUGAAGCUACUCAAUGGCUGUAUACGGCAUUCGUGGGACCGCCAGGACGUUUCUAUUAUUCUACAACGUGGAGUCACGGGAGUAAAGACGUAUGCGAUGAGGACGAUCCCAAUAAAUCACACUCUUUCAACUGCACUCGAACAGCCCUACGGAAACUGUUCAUUCACUGCAAAUCUGUACAUUCGCAAUCCUACGUAUAAGGAUUCGGGCAACUACACUGUGGAGGCAGUGGGAACGGGCAACUCAAGUUGUGCCAUGUAUGAACUAGACAUUGUCAGAAAACCAAGUAUCAUCUGCACUCAACAUAGCAUAGUUCCCGGGGACAAAAUAGACUGCACCAUUCAUAACUACUCGGCGUUCAUAGACGUGGUGGUAGUAAAAAAUGAUGUGACGGAGUUUGAAAAGUAUCCUGCUAGUGAGAAGUGCAGGCCUAUAGUUCUUAAUCAAGUAACUGCCAAGUGUAGUAUCAAGUUUGAGGACUUAGGUCGUUUCAGUGUCUGCGUGAACUAUAGUAGCUCAGUGAUCACCAAUGAAACCCUCCAUCAGUGCACCGGUCACAUCCACGUGGAGACCUUCUUCGCCAAACACGAAUUAUGGAUUGUUCUUGGGAUAGUAGCAGCACUGUUUCUGAUUUUGGUGAUGGUGUUUUUCGGUUGCUGUAUCUGCUGCUGUAUCCGCUAUAUCAAAAGAAGGAAAGAUAAAAACAAAUCAGCUGAACGUGCUCCACUUUUACAUCCCAAUCCAGAUACUCAAGGAGAGGAUGUUUUCAGAGAUGCUCCCAAUCAAAGCUCCCGCUCUCUCCCAGCUUCUACCACGACUGCCUCAAGAUCUUCAAGACAGCACAUUUCAGGUCAUAGCUCCCCUACAAUAAUGGGGCAUCAACGCUCAGUACUACAUCAAACACAUCACGAAAGAAAAAGGUUUUGGUAAUCUACCCAAAGAAAUCCAGGGGAGUAUGAACAGAUAAAGCCACCAGAUAAUAUGACAGCCUCACAGAAAGAAGCUUACGAACGUGAAGUCGCUGCCCAUGAGGGUGACCAGGAGAAACGUAUCAAAUUACACGAAGAGAGGGUGGAGAGGUUUGCGGGAUUCCUUCAAUCACAUGACAUUGCCGUAGCGUAUGAGAAACAGCUGGACGAUAAACACGUACUCUCUAAACCAAAAUGGCUGAUAGAAAACGUUGAGAAUUCUGACUUUGUAGUUCUAGUGAUAACCCCUUCCCUCAACCAACUCCUAAAAAAAGAAGAUAUACCGAAAACGAAACCUUUUUCAAGGGAGAGACCCUGUCUAAUAUGAUUCACGGAUAUGCAAAAAAGUCCGAUGGGAGUCGAUUCAAGUUUGUUGGUGUGUUUCUACACACUCCAAAAUGCCAGAAACACAUUCCACCUGAAUAGCUGCGUCAAAUUCAUACGCAGUGUUUGAGCCGUUUGACCUGAAGGGAUGGUCGUAGAGACAAUCUUGCCGCAUUUAUAUCACUGGUGACAAAGGCAUGACUGAUGGCAGUUAUUUUUUGAUCAACAUUUGUAAGCAUCUUUUGCUGUAAUAUUUAAGUUUGUGUUACAUAUUUUUCUGGUGUGUAAAUGAUGCUCUACAUAAUUCUAAAUGGAGCUCACCCACCCCAGUUACUCUGUUGUUCUAUUUUAGUGUAUAUACGAUUUCUGUGGGUAAAACCC